AUGUUCAAAUGUGAGAAAUUAUUUAACAAAAAGUCAAAUCUUGUUGCUCGUGAAAGAAUUCACACAGGGGAGAAGCCUCAUUCAUGUUCAGAAUGUGGGAAAUGUUUUAACCGUAAAUCAGAUCUUGUUAAACAUCAGAGAAUGCACAGAGGAGAGAAGCCAUUUUCAUGUUCAGAAUGUGGGAAAUGUUUUUCAGAUAAAUCAUAUCUUGUUAGACAUCAGAUACUUCACACAGGGGAGAAGCCAUUUUCAUGUUCAAAAUGUGAAAAAUGUUUUAAUCAUAAAUCACAUCUUGCUAUACAUAACAGAAUUCACACAGGGGAGAAGCUAUUUUCAUGUUCAGAAUGUGGAAAAUGGUUCACAGAUAAAUCACAUCUUGUUAGACAUCAGAGAAUUCACACAGGGGAGAAGCCAUAUUCAUGUUCAGAGUGUAGGAAAUGUUUCACGGAUAAAUCAUAUCUUGUUAAACAUGAGAGAAUUCACACAGGGGAGAAGCCAUUUUCGUGUUUAGAAUUUGACAAAUGCUUUAAACAAAAAACAGAGCUUUUUAAACAUCAGAGAAUUCACACAGGGGAGAAGCCAUUGGUAUGCCAAGAUUAUGAGACAACUCUCGUUGACCAUCUCAAAUAG
Bufo bufo (common toad) is the source of this 630-nucleotide messenger RNA. Its product is annotated as gastrula zinc finger protein XlCGF71.1-like. Lineage: Eukaryota; Metazoa; Chordata; Amphibia; Anura; Bufonidae. Bases 1 to 630 code for a protein of 209 amino acids. Gene Ontology annotation, molecular function: DNA-binding transcription factor activity; RNA polymerase II cis-regulatory region sequence-specific DNA binding. The transcript has a single exon. Gene Ontology annotation, biological process: regulation of transcription by RNA polymerase II. The record is from RefSeq and is a predicted model, not a curated record.